Messenger RNA from Canariomyces notabilis, 666 nucleotides. Its product is annotated as HSP20-like chaperone. The coding region runs from base 1 to 666 and encodes 221 amino acids. NCBI's taxonomy places the organism in Eukaryota, Fungi, Ascomycota, Sordariomycetes, Sordariales, Chaetomiaceae. The record is from RefSeq and is a predicted model, not a curated record. Gene Ontology annotation, biological process: response to heat; protein complex oligomerization; response to salt stress. The transcript has a single exon.
AUGUCGUUCUUCCCGCGCGGUUUUUACAGCCCGGACACGAGCUUCACUCCGCUCUUCCGGCUGCUGGACGAGUUCGACAACUACACCAACGAGGUGCGCAACCAGGAGGGCGGCGGAUCGCGCCACCGCCGGCACCAGAUGCGCACCUUCAGCCCUAAGUUCGACGUCCGCGAGACGGACACGGCCUACGAGCUGCACGGCGAGCUGCCGGGCAUCGACCGCGAAAACAUCAACAUUGAGUUCACCGACCCGCAGACCAUUGUCAUCCGCGGCCGCGUCGAGCGCGCCUACACCAGCGGCACUCCGCCUGCCGGGCUGGUUGAGGGCGGCACGCAGAUGAGCGGCGCCAUCACCGAGAAGGGCGAGGGUGCCGAGAACAACAACAACCACGCACGCAAGGCCUCGGUUGCGGACGAGAAGGCCGAGGAGCAGGCCCAGUCCAAGGAGGUGACUCAGCACAAUGGCACGAACGGCGGCGCGCGCCAGCAGGAGGAGAAGUACAAGUACUGGGUCCAGGAGCGCUCCGUCGGCGAGUUUGCCCGCACCUUCAGCUUCCCGACCCGCGUCGACCAGGACGCCGUCUCGGCUAACCUCAACAAUGGCGUCCUGAGCCUCAUUGUUCCCAAGGCCAAGAGGCACGAGACGCGCCGCAUCGCCAUCAACUAA